This is a messenger RNA of Ricinus communis (castor bean), 1560 nucleotides long. RefSeq lists its product as uncharacterized. The transcript is spliced from 3 exons. The coding region runs from base 1 to 1560 and encodes 519 amino acids. The record is from RefSeq and is a predicted model, not a curated record. Lineage: Eukaryota; Viridiplantae; Streptophyta; Magnoliopsida; Malpighiales; Euphorbiaceae. Gene Ontology annotation, molecular function: zinc ion binding; nucleic acid binding.
AUGGAGAACUGUCACGAAGGCACCAAGCAAGUUAAAUCAAGGAAGAUCCAAAUGUACGUCACCGAGUAUGAGAUGUUCAAGAUGAAGCCAAACAAGUUCAUCACCGACAUGACAAAUAGGCUUCUCACCAUCAUCAAUAACAUGAGAAAACUUGGAAAGCAUUAUGAGCUAGUGGAUAUCAAUAAUAAGAACCUUAGGAGUCUUUCUUUGGAUAAGUAUGGUGCUAGAGCGACUAGUAUUGAAGAAGCAAAUGAGGACCUUAAGAAGAUACCUACGAAUAUUCUCAUAGGCAAACUUUUAACCCAUGAGAUGUCCCUUGUCAAGGAUGAAUUUGAUAGAGAUGAUCAAAAGAAAGCACAAAGUGAGAGUGAUGAUGUGGCCCUCAUCACUAAACAUGUCAAAAGAAUUCUUAAGGCCAAAAGGAGAAGAAGCAACAAAUCUUUCAUAAACAAUAAACCUUUCUUCAAAUCAAGAUCAAGCAAGGACAAAAAAGAUGAAGUCACUUGCUAUGAGUAUGGGAAGCACGGACAUAUCAAGCCGGAUUGUCCCAAAUAUUUGAAGAGAAAGAAGGAAAAAAAAGAAAAGAAAAAGAGCUUGAAAGCUACUUGGACCGAUGCUUCCUCAUCCUCUAAUAAUGAAAGAGAAAGAGAAGAAGAGGCCAAUCUUUGCUUCAUGGCCAACAUGAAGGACUCUUAUGAGGUAUGUUCUACUUCUCAUUCAUAUAAUUCUUCUUCUUCUUGUUCAUCUUCUCAUUCUUUUGGUGAUAAUGUGUUGGAUGAUGAGGAUGAAUUUUUACAAAAUAUGCUUUCAAAACUAAGUUCUUAUAAAAACAAGUGCUUAAACUUGCAAGAAGACCUUGAGAGAUCAAAGAAAGAAAUUGCUUCUUUAAAAACCUCCAAUGACAACCUAAAGAAAUCAUUGAAUGAGAUUUCAAAUGAAAUACUCUUUAAAGAAAACAAUUCAUUGAAAAAUGAAGUUGAUGAGCUUAGGAACUCAAUCUCAAGAUUUCACAAAGGGAAAAAGUCUCUUGAUACACUAGUUGUAUCUCAAAGACCUCCCCUUAUGAGGCAUGGACUUGGAUUCAAUAGAGCUUCAGCUUUCACACCUCAAAUAUUCAACACCGCAAUUUUUGUUAAGGCUAUUCAAUCCCCAAUCAUUCAGAAAAACUCUAAUAGAAUCUCAAAGAAACAAGCCCAUAUUCGCGACAAAAGCCUCUUUGUAAAUAUUAAGAAUUAUGAUGCAAGUAAAGUCGCAUUCGAAAAUAAUGCUAAGGGUAAGGUAAUUGGUAUUCGCUCCAUCGGUAAGGUGGGAAAAACUUUCAUUGACGAUGUUUUAUUAGUUGAUAAAUUAAAGCAUAAUUUGUUAAGUGUAAGUCAAUUGUAUGACAAAGGCAAUAAAGUUACUUUUGACUUCAAUGGAUAUCUUGUCAAUGCCCUAGUGGAUGACAAUGCGAUAUUCAAAGGAGAAAGAAGCGGCAACACCUACACAAUUUACCUACACAAAGUUACUAAUCAAUCUUUCAAGUGUCUUGUCUCUGUUAGUGAUGAAUCUUGGCUAUAG